Molecule: messenger RNA, 1542 nt
Organism: Aspergillus nomiae NRRL 13137
Lineage: Eukaryota; Fungi; Ascomycota; Eurotiomycetes; Eurotiales; Aspergillaceae
Exons: 1
Coding region: 1-1542 (513 amino acids)
Source: RefSeq, a predicted model, not a curated record
AUGCGUCUGUUAAGCGCCAAAACUCUCAAACUGAUCGAUUUCCCACCCGACCAAAUCCCGACCUAUGUGAUUCUCUCGCAUACGUGGGGAGUGGAAGAGAUCCUCCUCAGUGAUAUCGAAGAUCCUACCGCAACACGAAAGAAAGGAUGGCACAAAGUCAAAUCGGCCUGCGCUCAAGUUAUCAAAGAUGGAUUCCAAUACGUCUGGAUCGAUACGUGUUGCAUCGACAAAACAAGCAGCGCUGAGUUGUCGGAGGCGCUGAAUUCGAUGUUUUUGUGGUAUACGAAUGCCGACCUAUGCUACGCGUACUUAUCCGAUGUCCCGCGAAAUUGUGACCCUUAUCAGGAACGCUCGGAGUUUGAGAAGAGCAGGUGGUUUACAAGAGGCUGGACCCUCCAGGAACUGCUGGCGCCGCGGGAGAUUGUUUUCUUCUCGCACGAGUGGGAGAAGAUCGGGACGAAAAGGACUCUGGCAGCGACCCUGUCUCGAAUCACCAACAUCGACGAAGAGGUUAUCGAGGAUCCGAGCCAGCUGGACUCAGUAAGCAUCGCGAAGCGAAUGUCCUGGGCAGCACAUCGAAAAACCACCCGCCCAGAAGACGCGGCAUAUUGUUUGAUGGGGAUCUUCUCGGUAAACAUGCCCAUGAUGUAUGGUGAAGGAGAGGAACGGGCGUUUAUACGACUCCAAGAAAAAAUCAUGACACAGGACGACGAUCGCUCGAUAUUCGCAUGGUAUGACCCUAAGGCCGAGGCUAGCACUCACCACGGCUUGCUGGCCACGUCUCCUGCCCAAUUCGCUUUCUCGCACAACAUUGUGGCAUAUCGUGCCUGGGAAUCUCAUGAUCCAUUCUCAAUGACCAACAGAGGUCUUCAUAUAGACCUCCCUAUUGUUUAUGAUAAAGUCACUGAUACCUACCUUGCAUCUCUGGACUGCGUCGUGGAGACUGAAGACAACCCCUACUCAGGCUUCGUAUCGAUCGUCCUCAAGCGCGUAUCCUCAAUGGGUGACCAAUAUGUGCGCACCAGCAUCAACCAGCUGAUGUACAUCGAUGCACGCGGAAAGCCAACACCCCUUUACGUCUACCAGAAGAUUGCACCGUCCAGCCCACGACAACCUUUUCCUAUGCCCGUAUUUGAACUUCCACAGUCUUCAGCAAUGAGUAAGAAUGCGGUUUUGUUCGUUCGAAAGGGUGUACGCGUGGAGCUACCCAACCCUGCUUUAAAGAUGCAGCGCUUCUCAUCCAACAAAGGAUCAAGAAGAAUGGACAUUUGCAUCGUCUUUUCCACAUCUUCUGGAGUGACCGUCGUGGUCAUGCUGGCAAUGCAAAGUGCCAAUCUGCUCACCUUUGGCGCCUUUGAACAUACGGAUCGGCGUUCUUGGAGUGUCAAGGAUAUACCAUACCUCAGCGAGAAGUUCCAACCCCAGGCAUUGGGUACGUGGGUCAGGUUGGUCUGCCGGCGUGUACGGGUGAUGGCUGAGAUACGCGAGAAGCACGGGAGAAGGUGGUGCUCGGUCACAACCAUUGCUGUCAGGGAGGCCUGA